Molecule: messenger RNA, 465 nt
Organism: Ostreobium quekettii
Lineage: Eukaryota; Viridiplantae; Chlorophyta; Ulvophyceae; Bryopsidales; Ostreobiaceae
Source: the annotation of a GenBank genome assembly
AUGGACGCCCCCCCAAGGUCCGAGAGCGCGUCACCGGCGAUGACGCCCAGACCCGCGUUCGGCCGCCUGCGGGCGCAGCACACCGUGUGCAAGAAGACGGUGAACGGGGAGGAUGUUGUCUUCUAUCGGGAUGCUUUCGCCACGACGGAGGCGGGCGAGGAGUGGUCGUUCUACUGCAUGUGCGACGGGCACGGCGGCGCGGGGGCUGCGAGCUUUGUCCGGGCCAACAUGGGCAAGGUGCUAGGGCCCAUGGUGCCCAAGACGCCUCUGCCGGACAUCGAGAGUCCAGGUGGGCGGCGGAUGUACUGCCGUCGGUGGGCCAUGGGCCCGCGCGUGGCCCCCAAUCACAAUACAGACGCGGCCUUACGCAUGGGGGAGAAUACCUUUUCGCUUGAAAUUGGGUGGCUUCGUGGCCCGAUGUACGCGGCCCAAAGAGGCCACGUCGGUUCCGAACGACGCAGCUAA